UCCACUCCGCGCGCACACCCAGAAACAUAUUUCCUCUCCACCGUUGCACAAGUAACCAACCAACAUCGGCGUUCGGCGACCUCCAUUGUCGCGUGGAGCUGGACAAGUCAAGCCUGUACCUAAAAGGGUUUUCCUCGUGCGGUACAUCCAACAAGCGCAGGCAUGGAGGAGAGACCAAUGGCCUCUUCCACUUCCUGCAAAGGCUCUGACCACGACGACAAGAGCAAGGAGCACAAGUGCGAGCUGAUCGGCUAUGAGGCGCUGCCGGAGUGGCUCAAGGACAACGAGUACAUCCACGGCUACUACCGGUGCGAGUGGCCGUUGAAGGAGACCAUCCUCAGCAUCUUCUCCAUCCACAACGAGACCCUCAACGUCUGGUCGCAUUUGGUAGGAUUCCUGCUGUUCCUGUGCUUGACGAUCCUCACGGCAAUGGUGAUCCCACGGGACUGCAGCAUUAGCGGUGGCGGGAACACGUUUGACGACGCGCCAUUGACGAGGAGCUACUGGGGAGAUCUGAUGGCGAUGGCCAACAUGACAGGGGCGCUGAAGCAUGAGGCAGCCGCCUGCCUCCUCCUGCCUCCAGCUGCCGCAGAUUUGUCUGGAAACGAGGAGGAGAUCCCGAACAGCUGUCCACCCAACACAUCCUCCUCGCCCUCUCAUCACCAUGUUGCGCUGAUCCAGGACGCGAGCGCGGCGCCACGGGCCGCGGACGCUGCCUCCGCCGAUCCGAUCACGCGGUGGCCGAUGUUCGCGUACCUGUGCGGAGCCAUGGUGUGCCUGCUUACGAGCAGCGCGUGCCACCUGGUGCUGUGCCACUCGGAGAGAAUGGCGUACGUGACGCUCCGGCUGGACUACGCCGGCAUCGCCGCCCUCAUCGUCACCUCCUUCUACCCGGUCGUCUACUACUCCUUCCUCUGCCACCCGGGGCUCCAGCGGCUCUACAUAGGCUUCAUCACCGCCUUCGGCGCCGCGGCGGUCACGGUGUCGCUGGUGCCGGUGUUCCAGGCGCCCGAGUUCCGCCCGCUCCGCGCCGGGCUCUUCUCGUGCAUGGGCGUGUCGGGGCUCAUCCCCGUCGCGCACAAGCUCGUGCUGUACGGCGGCCGGCGGGAGGCCGCCGUGACGGCGUGCUACGAGGCGCUCAUGGGCGCGCUCUACGGGCUCGGCGCCGCCGUCUACGCGGCGCGCGUGCCGGAGCGGUGGUUCCCCGGGCGGUUCGACCUCGUCGGGCACAGCCACCAGCUGUUCCAUCUCUUCGUCAUUGCCGGCGCGUACGCGCACUACCUCGGUGGCGUCGAGUACCUCAAGUGGAGGGACGCCGACAGGUGCUGGUGACCGGCGGCAUGGCAUGGCUACAGUUGUACAGCUACAUCUCCGGCUGAAGGUGCUUCCAUUAAUCCAACUGAAGAAGAUGAUGGGAUCUGGCGUCCAGAAAUUGUGCAUUUUGUAGUGAAAGAGUGCUGAGGUAUACAUAAAUAGGGGAUUGUUUGAUUGCUGAAAUGGAUGUGAGGCGUAAUUUGUAUGAAGAGAUUAAGAGCGGCUAGCCCCGGACAAGGGACAAUCUUGUGUAUAAUUGAUUGGAACCUCUCCUUUAUGGUCUCGAAAGAAAAUGAGUGCAACUAAUGCUGUAACAAACAUAUGUAGAUAAACUUGGAUUCAGUGAUAAUUAUAUUCGUCAACUGUGCCUUGAGGAUCUUACUCAUAUCGCUCAGUUUGAUGAAAAUGUCAGGUUGUUUCA
Triticum dicoccoides is the source of this 1735-nucleotide messenger RNA. RefSeq names its product heptahelical transmembrane protein 4-like. The coding region runs from base 163 to 1332 and encodes 389 amino acids. The transcript has 3 exons. The record is from RefSeq and is a predicted model, not a curated record. Gene Ontology annotation, molecular function: signaling receptor activity. Gene Ontology annotation, biological process: response to hormone. Gene Ontology annotation, cellular component: membrane. Lineage: Eukaryota; Viridiplantae; Streptophyta; Magnoliopsida; Poales; Poaceae.